Messenger RNA from Paraphaeosphaeria sporulosa, 2027 nucleotides. RefSeq lists its product as uncharacterized. The record is from RefSeq and is a predicted model, not a curated record. NCBI's taxonomy places the organism in Eukaryota, Fungi, Ascomycota, Dothideomycetes, Pleosporales, Didymosphaeriaceae. The coding region runs from base 235 to 1590 and encodes 451 amino acids. The transcript has 2 exons. Gene Ontology annotation, molecular function: zinc ion binding.
AGCAGCCCCGACCUUGUACAUCGCAUUCAGCUAGAGUCCUUGAUUGUCACCCGCACGAUACACGCCGCAGCUUCUGUGGCGUUCAAGGUCAAUCUGGCAAGCGCCUCCACGGGAGUAAACACUAGUGCAAGACAGUGCAGGAUCAGCUAGGUUUGCGGCGUACACUGCAUUGAUAUAUAUUCUAGCCACGGCAUCCUAUUGUCAAGCCACAGCAAGACUUGGAAAUCCUUCUCCAUGUCGGCAGAAGAGCUCUCUAAGUUGUCGCUCCGUGAUACUAUGGUCACUACUCGAGCUGGAGCUGCUCGUUUGCGAACAAAUCCACCGCAGACUCCGCAGGAAUCGCCUACUUCGAGCCCCAUCUCUCCGACCCCAUCAUUGAUCGAAUCAACCAACGGUCAUAUCUAUGACAUCUCGACUUUCGACGACGAGCUGCGCCGGCGAGCCAAGAUAGGCCUCGUGAAGGACGACAACAAUAUCCGGAUGCGAUUCUGUAGAGAAACAGACGAUGGCGCAUUCUUUUUCAAUCUGGAUGAUGACAUCACUAUCAAAGUGGAAGAAGGAAGGGUUCCCAAAUGUAGUUGUGGUAACGUGCAGAAUGAGAAGGCCUGCAAGCACAUCUUCUGGUUUAUAGGCCAACUGAGCUCAGUUCUACCGACGAAUCAGACAAUUCAAUUGGCAGGAGAUGGCUCCAGCGUAAAGAAUACUCACCCCGCAGAAGUCCUGAAGAUGCGUUCUCUUCAAGCCUUUGCCGAUCACUUUCACUGGGUAGUUGAAGGCGAAGACUUGCCGGAUACCGAUGAACUUAUUGACGAGGUAGCCAACAUGAUGUCAUGCUUCGAACCGAACGGUCUCUUGCCUGCCGAAUUCAAGAGUGAAGACACGCGAGAGCUGUCAGAACAGUCGCGCAUGUUCCGAGAGCUUCGCCCAAUCGUCAUACAACAUGCAAUUCGGUACCCGGCCUUCUUCAUGCAGCUACAGGAGUUAUGCUCGCCUGAGUUCCAGGUGAAAGUCUUCUUCGAGAAGAUCAACAAGCGCAUCGAUGAAGCGUUCAAUGCGCUGGACGAAUAUAUUGAGAGGGGACCGACCAACCACCGUACGCCGUCUCUUGAUGUUGUGAGCUGUGCCGCCCGGCUUGAGGGAUUGGUAGAGAAGAUUGAAGAGUAUCGUGAGGAUUCGCUGGUCUCGAACGCUGGAGAGAGGAGGGACGAUACAGAGAUCGAGAGAUUGGCCGCGCUAGCUUAUGUUAGGAUGCUGGAAGAAGUCACGAGUCGCAACAAUGACGCCUACGCCAAUAGCCCCUGGGUCACCACAGAGCCACCAAGCGAUCCAAUGAGGAACAACCUCUUCGUCCGCUUGAUAGGCCCUGCGAGCGAGGAGAAUGGGUUCUUUGUGUUGGAUAAGCUCCAAGACAUGGCGCCACAUGUUGUUCGCCAUCACGGGGUGGAUCUAGGGGAGAUUGAGAAUCGGGUCCGGAACACGCCACUAACACCGCCCGCGUACCUGAGCGUUUUACGCUCGCUGAUCCAGGAAAGCAGGAAGAGAGCGGCAUCUCAGAGUGGUGGAAACAGUCCAAAGAGAACGAUGCAGUGAGCUUGCACACUACGGCUCAAACCCCGCGCAACUCUACUGUACCUUCGAACAUUCCUUUCGCUAUCGUUUUGGGUUUCUCAUUUGAUAUGGGUACAGUUCUGGAUUUCAUGUUUCGAAGUGGCUUGGGUGUUCCUCUGGACGGCUACACGGUAAACUCUGGGUCAGUGCGAUACCUCUUCUCCCCUCCUUUAACCGCUUUAUCAUGUGCCGUCGGGCUCUUUUUCUUCCCUAGCCGGAGUUUCGUUCCAGUUCUGUUAUAUCUUUCUCUUUCUUACUUGCUUGAUUCCAUAGGCAUUAGGUUGGCUUGUGGUGAUAGCACUUUAGACUUCACUUCUUUGGCUGCGCUCCUCUUAUCACACCACUCCUUUCCCUGCUUUACAAACCCACUUGUACAUACUCAUCGAGUUAGCUUAACCCACAGAAAUCCAAAUGCAGUC